Molecule: messenger RNA, 1209 nt
Organism: Schizophyllum commune H4-8
Lineage: Eukaryota; Fungi; Basidiomycota; Agaricomycetes; Agaricales; Schizophyllaceae
Product: glycoside hydrolase family 16 protein
Exons: 4
Coding region: 376-1188 (270 amino acids)
Biological process (GO): carbohydrate metabolic process; fungal-type cell wall organization
Cellular component (GO): fungal-type cell wall
Molecular function (GO): hydrolase activity, hydrolyzing O-glycosyl compounds; glycosyltransferase activity
Source: RefSeq, a predicted model, not a curated record
GCCGGGAUUGUUCUCUCCUCUUUGCAUCCCAAUAGAAAGCAAGCCACUCAGUACAGGGAAUAUUUUACAGGGCUUUCAGCUCUUUCUUUUUCUUUCGACGGACUGCAUCCGUCAAGCCGCUCCGAUUCGCAAGGCAACAUACAGGACUCCAUAUGAACCCUUCAGGCUUCCUCCGCUCAUGCGCCUUGCCUCCACCUCGCGCCCAACUCACGCUUCAUACGCCCAUCGGCAGUCGGCAUGAAGCAGCGUCACAGAAUUUUGUCACAAGUUCAACCUCGCCCACGUGACAGUACGCGUUAAUUCGACAGCUGCUGGACGCGUCUCCCCUGAGUUCCGCGUCUUCUUUCCUCCCACCAUCUACCCGACAAACUCGCCAUGUACGCCUUCUUUGCUACCCUCACCGUCUGCUUGCUCGUUGCGCGUACCCUCGCCUUGCCUUCCCCGCACGUACCGAAGGUCGGAUCGCUGCCGUCAUUUCGUCUACCUCGCGCCGACUCAGGAUGUCGUCCUUCGCACACAGACUUUACCUCGUCUUUGUCUGAUCUGUAUACUACUGUCGAAGGCGACCAUGCUAUCACACACAAGGGCUUGGAAAUGUUUCUCGAGAGGCCGCACGGCGAAGUGAAGAUGGACAGGAAGACGGCUACGAAUGACGUGGUGGGGACGGGCACGACGGUCAACUCGACCUACGAAUUGAGCCACGGCAAGGUCACCUGGGAGGUCUCCGCUCCAGCUGUCUCCGGCGUCGUCACUGCCGUCAUCCUUGUUGGUGCCAACACCCCCGGCGAAAUUGACGUCGAGCUCCUCGGCGGCGACCCCGCACACUGGCAGACCAAUGUCUUCGCGCCCACGGCCCAGGACCCGCGCCCGCUCUUCGGGACCUUCUCUUCCGUCGAAGACGUACCGGGUCCGGAGGGUAUCCCCGCGUUCCACAAGUACUCGAUCGACUGGAAUGAGGAGCGGAUCGUGUGGACGGUGGAUGGGAAGGAUAUGAGGACGUUGGAGAGAGCCAAAGCGCGCAAGGACGGCUUUGAGCACUACCCGACUGGUGAGCUGCGCGUGCAGCUGGGCAUUUGGGACGCGAGCAGCCCGGCGGGGACGUCCGAGUGGGCGCGGGGGCCGAUUGAGUGGGAGAAGACGGCGAGCAGGAUUAGCGCGUACGUGCGGUCGGUGCAAGUGGAGUGCUGAGGGGCUUCGCGAUGUUGAGAA